Molecule: messenger RNA, 4026 nt
Organism: Ipomoea triloba (trilobed morning glory)
Lineage: Eukaryota; Viridiplantae; Streptophyta; Magnoliopsida; Solanales; Convolvulaceae
Product: probable E3 ubiquitin-protein ligase RZFP34
Exons: 12
Coding region: 2704-3732 (342 amino acids)
Biological process (GO): protein ubiquitination; ubiquitin-dependent protein catabolic process
Cellular component (GO): nucleus
Molecular function (GO): zinc ion binding; ubiquitin protein ligase activity
Source: RefSeq, a predicted model, not a curated record
UUGACUGUUCAACUCAGAUUCCCUCUCCCCUAUAUAAACCACUCACAUUCAAAUACUCCUCCAUCAAGCUGCCUUCUACUUUCUCUCUAGAGCUAUACAUAUACAUAUAUACGUCAUAUACGCUCUCGGCGGAGUUUGGUUAGCUCGGAGCAUGAAGAUCGGCUUUCGUCAGGGUUGAAAGUUCGUUACCCUGCGAAUUUGAUUUUAUUUCUUCGUUUGGCUUUCUCUGUGUUUAACCGUACUUUCGGUCUAUGAUUUUCUGCUUUUAACUCUGCUUGAUUAAUAUUGGAAAUCUAGGUAUGCUUGUUUAAUUUGUUUCACUGAUUUUGGAAGUUUAGCUUUAAUUUCCGCUUAAAAUUUCGAUGUACUUGGGGGGAAUUUGGUGGAUAAUAUGCCGUGAUUAUUGAUGGAAAUCUAUGCAUAUACGAAUGUUUCUUAAGUUAGUAUCUGUUAUUUUCUUGCUGCUCUGUGAUUCUAAAUGCAAAUCAAGUUGUGUUUGUUUGGUUAACUUCUUGGAUUUUUGUUGUGGUUAUGUGCUGAGUUUUGCAUUUAAUAGAAUUAUGUAAAAAUGGUGCUAUAUUUGUGUUAAGGAAAACAAUUACUAUUAUGUUCUACUGCGAGGAGGAUAGUUUUCAGGAAACAGUCAAUAGCCUUUUGACCCGUGAAGGAUUUCAUUCUCUCAAUAUUAAGCUGGAUCAUGCAUUUUUACCUUUGUGCAUUGCUUGGUUAUGCGUUUGGGACUGAGUGAUGUAUAAUUUAUGCUUGUAGCCUUAUGGGAAUGCAAAUUUUAUUUUUGGCACUACUGAGAAUGGUUAUUAAGAUGUCGAAGUCUAGUAGGCUUCCUCCUCCUGAAUUAUACGAGUACUGAUCUUUUGUUGAUCUCCUACCAUAAGUUUUCUGCAUUUCAGUGCUUAGGGCAUGACAAGAGUUGUUUUGAAUUUUGUGUUAUAAUUGAUAUUAGAUGCCAAGGACUAUAUACCUUUGAAGUAAUGGUCAUAUUUUUGCUCCAGAGUUUUAGGGAAACGGGACUUAAAUCAUCGCUGCUAGAUUGGGUGGGAGUAAGGAUGUAAGGCACUAAGGCCUGGUUGGGUUUCUGUAACUAAAGUGGUGUUGAUAUGAUAUUAAAGGAUUCUAUAGUUUUCAUACUUAAGUGACGCUCAAACAUUUGGGAUUUUGUUCUAAUUGCUUUUUCUGAACUUGUCAUUGUUAAAAUGAUUCUUUAGUACCUUUUAUUUCUGUCCAAAAGGAAAUUUCUGAGAGAACUAUCCUUUUACUAAGGAUAAAAUUAAUUGUUCAUUUGUUCUGAAUAAAAAAUUUAACACAAGUUACUCUCACCAUAUGGUCUGAGUAGUAUGUUCAGUAAUUUUGUAGUAGGGCUGUGAUCUCUUAUUCAUUUGUAGGAAAAAAAUUACACUUGCUGAAUUCUUGUUAGUCUGAGCAUUUAUAUAUCCAGUACAAAGUGGAGUUACCCUGAAAUCAAAUGCUGGUUAAAAUAAAUACAAAAGUGAAGAUAUUUGUGCUUGAAACUAAAUGACUCCUAUUUGUCUUGUAAAGCUAUGCUUCGGGUAGCACCUGUACUUAGAUGCCCAGCUGUGGAUAUUUAUAUUUCUUAUGUGUCAGAACUCAGAACAAGAGCAAUUUUGCAUGAAUUUCUGAUUAAGCUUACCCAUUUCCAAUCUAACGGAAGACUAGGAGGUUUUUUUCGAUUAUUUCGAAGAGUAUUAAUGGCGGCCAAGCUGGCUAUAGUGUAUAGAUGGUUUCUUCAUUGGUGUUUGGCAUCCUUUAUUUCUCAUUUGUUCGGUCAUUGCUCACUGUGACAGGAGCACAUAGAUGAUGGCCUUAACUUUUUUGAGAUGAAAGCAUUAACUAGUUCUUGUGUGUUUCUGAUCUAAGAGUUUGCACUGUUCUCAGCUUUUGUAGAGGUUAUUUCAUUUUGGUAUGAUAAAAGUUUAGAUGCCCUAGACAAAGUGAUCAGUGUUUGUUCUUACUUUUUGUUGAACAGCUAUAACAAAGAAUCUGGACAUUCUCUUAUGAUUUGCUUUUGCAACUUAAUUCUUUAGAACUACAACUGAAAUUUUUAUGUAUGUGAACAACAAACAGCAUCUGUAACUCUUCUGAGUAAAAUUCGUAUGGAUGUGAACAACAAGAAACACCCAUAACUCUUUCACAUGAAACUCUCACGCAUGCAAAAACUAGAAGCAUCCACAUGUAGGAAAAAGUUUCGCAGAAAGUUAUAUGUGAAUUUGAUAGACAUUUCCUUCUGCCACAAAGGAAUAUGCUAUUCCAACCUCUUAGAAAAUAGAUAAGCAUAAGCAAUAAUCCAUGAGAGCAUAGAUUCUUCUAUUUUGGAAUGUGGCAUUUACAAAGAAUUUUGUGGGAGGUUUUCUCAUAUUGAAGAAGAGGUGGUGAAGAAUGCAGACAGAGGUUGGACUGUCUAUCAGUGAUGUUUGUUUAGAUGGACUUUUGACUUCUCCAACAAUCAAGUGCGUGCAAUGGUUAUUAUCCACUGCUGGAUGCUGAUAGAUUUUGUGUGGGGUUCAAAUAGAUUUGCAUGUUUUGAUGAAUUCUCCUCAAUGGAGUCUGGAGCAGUUCAAUCUUAGUUGGAAUUUGUUGGUGCUGAUAUGAUUUGGUCUUCUGCCAAGUUGUAACCCAUUUCCAGCUAUCACUUAAUAGUUAAUUUCAUCUGCAUGACUGCAUGAGACGAUGUCUGAACUAGCUGCUGAACAUUCUGGUGCCCCACGUCUUGAGCAAAUAACUUCACAAGUUGUGGAAAAAGAAGAGAAGACUGCUGGUUUUGGGGAGGCUUCUCAAGGAAGCAACAUGUACAGGGGAGAAUCAUUUCAGGAAAAUGUUAGUGGCACUGAAGCCCUUGAUAAAGGGUACAUGAAAUACGGCUGCUCUCAUUAUCAGCGAAGGUGCAAGAUUAGAGCUCCUUGCUGCAAUGAAAUAUUUGAUUGCCGGCAUUGUCAUAAUGAGGCAAAAAACAAUAUUGAUGUUGACAAAAACCUUAGACAUGACAUCCACCGUCAUCAAGUGAAAUGGGUAUGCUACUGUACUAGCUUAUUUCUGUUGCAGCUUUUCCCCUUUGUUAUCUUCCAUUGUAACAGAAAUAUGUCUUCUAUUUCAAUCUUGCAGGUUAUAUGCUCACUUUGUAGCACUGAACAAGAGGCUCAGCAAGUUUGCAUCAACUGCGGUGUUUGCAUGGGGAGAUACUUUUGUGAAACAUGCAAGCUAUUUGAUGACGAUACAUCUAAAAGACAGUAUCAUUGUGGUGGAUGUGGCAUUUGUCGAAUUGGCGGAGAGGAAAAUUUCUUCCACUGCUCUAAAUGUGGAUGUUGCUAUUCAAUCAUUUUGAAGAAUAGCCAUCCUUGUAUUGAAGGAGCAAUGCACCAUGACUGCCCUAUUUGUUUUGAGUAUCUGUUCGAGUCGAGAAAUGAUGUUACGGUCUUGCCUUGUGGCCACACUCUUCACAAGAACUGCUUAAAGGAGAUGCAGGAGCACUACCAAUACACUUGCCCCAUUUGUUCAAAAUCAGUAUGCGAUAUGUCAAAAGUGUGGGAGAAAUUCGAUGCCGAGAUUGCUGCAACACCUAUGCCAGAAUCUUACCGGAACGAGAAGGUUUGGAUUCUUUGCAAUGACUGUGGAACCACCUCAGAAGUUCAAUUUCAUAUCGUUGCUCGGAAGUGUCCUAGUUGCAUGUCUUACAACACACGCCAAACAAGAGGGAGAUAGAUAAAUAAUGUAUUAGAUGGGACUAAAAAGGGGAUUGCACCAACCGCAAGAUCUUUGCCAAUUCUCAUUCACUCGUAAAAUUGAUGGGAAGCACUGCAGUAAGGACUUGUCAACUGUCUCCUUCAAAUGGCGCUGUAAAAGACUAUUGUUUUCAAAAAAAAAAAAAGUUUGAGACUAUUUCUUCUAUGAUGCAAAUUUUCUUUUCCCCUAAACUCGUUCACUCGGAGUACGUAUUAGUUUUAGGCAUUUAGCUGAUAGACAAUUUCAAUUGAUUUAUCACAAUUUUUAUUCGUA